CCUAAGCGUCUCUCACGUAAGGGUCUAAUUUUGUUUUAGUGUUGCCCUGCUUCAACGAGUUCUCUUGUAGUUGAAAUCACUGUGAAGAAACACAAUACUUAUUGAGUUUUCCGUCAUGAAAAACUCUGCCAACGUUUGUCUUGUGCUACUUCUUACGUGUUUGGUUCCAGUUCGAGCAGAAGCAGAUGAAAGUAAAACCGACUGGUCGUGCUUGGCAGGCUAUGCGGUUGCGGGCAUAGCAGGAGGUACUCUAGCUGUAGCUGCAACACCUAUUGUUCUUGGUGCUGCUGGAUUCACUGGUGCAGGAGUUGCUGCUGGUUCGCUGGCUGCUGGAGUCCAGUCUGCAGUGUAUGGGGGAGCUGUGGCUUCAGGAAGUGUGUUUGCAGGCCUUCAGGGUGUUGGCGCAGCGGGCUUAGGGGUCGCGGCAAAGACUGCCGUCUUUUCAACUGGUGCAGCAACGGCAGCUUACGUCAAGGACAAACUUGCUCCAUGUGCCGAAAGACCAAAAUGCUCUAAAGAUUAGAAGUAAUUGCUUUAAUGGUCUUUAUUGACUUUCGUAUCUCAAGAAUAUUGUAAAUGAUUGCUAAAGGAAAUUAAGUCUUUAUGUUAAGGGGGUAUGUUUAGUAGAGUACAAACACUAAAAAUAUGCACCACAUUUGCUCUAGGCAUAUGAUACCAUUGGUUCAGAUGGUUGGUCGAGUCAUUACACGUACUAACCCAGGAUAGAGUUAGUAGACUACCAAGACUGGAGUAGUAGCAGGCAAUAUCUAAGUUUAUUGCUUCUCAUUUCACUAACUAUUCACUAACAUUCAGUUAGUGUAUCACGGGUUGAAUGUAAUGACUUUAGUAAGCAACUGGGUAACAACAGAACUAGCCUAAUUUACAAGUAUCGAGGGGAAAUAAUGUUGCAUACCUUUAGUGUUUGUGGUCUUGAACAAAGACAAAUGACAGUCUCAAAUUGGUCAAGAUUUCCAUGGUUUUUAUUGGAAUGCAUAAUACGGAUUUCGAACUCAUAUAAAUAGUAAUGUUUAUAAUACUCCAGGAAGAAAUCAGGAACAACAACAUGCAUGGCGCCAAAUAAAAAAAAAAUAAUAUAAUUUUUCCAUACUUCUCUAAGCGAGUUACCUGUCUUACCGGCCUAUAGACUCAAUCUUACUGCACGUGAGGGUUCAUGCUCAAAGUAAUAAAUUUAUUGGUAAUAAACUGCUGAUUAGUUAAUUACGAAA
Messenger RNA from Exaiptasia diaphana, 1226 nucleotides. RefSeq names its product interferon alpha-inducible protein 27-like protein 2. Lineage: Eukaryota; Metazoa; Cnidaria; Anthozoa; Actiniaria; Aiptasiidae. Gene Ontology annotation, cellular component: membrane; mitochondrion. The record is from RefSeq and is a predicted model, not a curated record. The transcript is spliced from 2 exons. Bases 116 to 523 code for a protein of 135 amino acids. Gene Ontology annotation, biological process: apoptotic signaling pathway.